This is a messenger RNA of Ananas comosus (pineapple), 2789 nucleotides long. Its product is annotated as LMBR1 domain-containing protein 2 homolog A-like. Gene Ontology annotation, cellular component: membrane. Bases 227 to 2446 code for a protein of 739 amino acids. Lineage: Eukaryota; Viridiplantae; Streptophyta; Magnoliopsida; Poales; Bromeliaceae. The transcript is spliced from 14 exons. The record is from RefSeq and is a predicted model, not a curated record.
ACUCGUCCCUGUUACCCUUUCCCCCUGCUUCGUCCCCCGCUUCUUCUCUUUCCUCAGCUGAUCGCGUCGGAUCCGCUCCUCUUUGACCCCUUCCAUCUUCGUUGCUCCGAGGGGGAGACGAAGACGAAGACGAGGAGGAGGAGGAGGAGGAGGAGGAGGAGGAGGAGACGAAGAAGAAGAGGCGAGGCGAGGCGAGGAGAGGAGAGGAGAGAGGGGAGAGAGAGAGAUGUGGGUGUUCUAUUUGAUAUCGUUACCGCUAACCCUGGGCAUGGUGACGGUGACGCUGCGGUACUUCGCCGGGCCCGAUGUGCCGAGGUAUGUGCUGUUCGCCGUCGGAUACGCAUGGUUCUGCUCCCUCUCCAUCAUCAUCCUCGUCCCCGCCGACAUAUGGACCACAAUUAACGGUUAUGAGAGGGGUGGCAUUGCAUUCUUUUGGAGCUGGUCAUAUUGGAGUACAUUCAUACUAACCUGGGCUGUGGUUCCCACUAUUCAGGGAUAUGAAGAUGCUGGAGACUUCACAGUGAAAGAAAGACUGAAAACAAGCAUUCGUAUAAACUUACUCUUUUACACAAUUGUGGGAUCUAUUGGCCUUUUUGGACUUAUUCUGCUCAUUAUCAUGCAUCGAGACUGGAGUGGAAGUAUUGUGGGCUUAGCCAUGGCAUGCUCAAAUACAUUUGGGCUUGUCACGGGUGCAUUUCUUCUUGGCUUUGGUCUAAGUGAAAUUCCAAGGAACAUUUGGAGGAAUGCAGAUUGGACUCACCGUCAAAAGGUUCUCUCACAUAGGGUUGCGAAAAUGGCUUUAAAACUUGAUGAGGCCCACCAAGAUUUUUCAAACGCAAUUGUUGUUGCACAAGCCACAUCAAAUCAAAUGUCCAAGCGUGAUCCUCUAAGACCGUAUAUGGAUGUUAUUGAUAAGAUGUUGCAUCAAAUGUUAAGGGAAGAUCCAUCUUUUAAGCCUUCAGGCGGUAGACUAGGAGAAAAUGAUAUGGAUUAUGAUACUGAUGAUAAAACAAUGGCUGCACUUAGACGUCAACUUAGGAAGGCUCGGGAGGAGUACUACAGAUGCAAAAGUGAAUAUAUGACUUAUGUAAUGGAAGCCCUUGAACUAGAAGAUACUAUUAAGAAUUAUGAGCGUCGCGAUUCAAAUGGAUGGAAAUACGUUUCAAGUUUUAGACCAAGCCGAUCAGGCACACUAGGAUCCUUUCUUGAUAUUAUGGAAUUCUUAUGGCGUUGUAUACUUAGAAAACAGCUUCAGAAAGCCUUGGCUGUGAUGUUAGGUUGUAUGUCAGUUGCCAUCCUAUUGGCUGAGGCGACUUUAUUGCCAAGUGGGGUUGAUUUAUCUCUUUUUUCCAUUCUUAUUAAUGCUGUUGGAAAGCAGGAGGUCUUGGUCCAGAUUGCUGCAUUUGUUCCUCUAAUGUAUAUGUGCCUUUGCACAUAUUAUUCAUUAUUCAAGAUUGGAAUGCUGAUGUUUUAUUCAUUAACUCCAAGACAGACAAGCGCAGUCAGCUUGCUUAUGAUUUGCUCAAUGGUAGCAAGAUAUGCACCUCCUAUUUCUUAUAAUUUCUUGAAUCUGAUUCGUCUUGGCGGUAAUGCCAAAACCAUUUUUGAAAAGAGAAUGGGUAAUAUUGACGAUGCAGUACCUUUCUUUGGAAAGGGGUUUAACAAAAUCUAUCCACUUAUUAUGGUUGUGUACACCCUACUAGUUGCUAGCAAUUUCUUUGGACGAGUAAUUGAUUUUUUUGGAAGCUGGAAAAAGAUCAAAUUUCAAAGCGAAGAGGAGGAUAUGGAUGGGUUCAAUCCAUCUGGAAUGAUUAUCCUUCAGAAAGAGAGGUCUUGGCUUGAACAAGGAUGUAAAGUUGGCGAGCAAGUUAUUCCAUUGGCAAGAAAUUUUAACAGUACAACUACAGAUGUCGAAUCAGGAAACCCAUCCCUGGAUAAAAACAUAGUGGAGAUGAAAUUGACGCCUUCAUCCAAGGAGGACAUUAAAGUUGGUCGGUCGAAAAAUCUCAAAGAAGAGGACCAAAAGUACGGUAACAGCCGUGAAACUAUGUCGAACAAGUAUAUUGCUAUAAGAGAUCAGCAAAACAAGUCAUCCCAUUCAGGGUCCAAAGAGAUAUCAUCGACUUCUGUAUCUUUACUCGAGGGAGGCCAUUCUGAUAAUAAGCAGUCUAAUAGUUCAGUCGCCACCCCGUCAGCAGGGCUUGCCUCUACAUGGACAUCAAUGAAGAGCGGCUUUCAGAAUUUCAAAGCGAAUAUGGGAGCAAAGAAGUUUCUUCCUCUGCGGCAAGUUCAGGGCCAGGCUAUUCAUACUAGGGUCUCCUCUUCUGAGUCUCUCGAUGAAAUUUUUCAAAGAUUAAAGCAGAGACCAAAGGGCGGGAGUGGUGGUUCUGACAUUGUGGAUGAUGAUGAUGAUGUAGACGCAGCAAAUUCAGGAGCAGCAAGAUAGCAGACACAUUAAUUUUGGAUUUAGACUUAAAAGAUGAGUUACCACAGUAAAGAAUUCAUACUAUUGUGGGAAAAUUAAGAAAGGAAGAGAAGAGAAAAAAAUGUACAGAUCUUAUAGUGGUUUUGGAGGAUCUUUCUUUGCAUGAACUAUUGAAGAUAGUUCAUGAACGUGGGGGGUCUGUAGGGCCUCGUGUUUGGGGAUAGUAAGCUUUCGUCUCUGGAGGAAAUAUGCAUUCCUGUGUACUUCGGCUUUUGGCUGUUUUCUCCCUUUGUGUACUUGUCCUUGUGACUACAUUAAAUGAAAGGAAUAUAAUAUUACAACAAAGCGUGAUGAUUUUUUUUUU